GGCUCGCCCCUCCCUUUUUGACAAGAUGGCGGCGCCCAGCUGUAAUGCUCUGGGCCUUUGGGUGAGGGGUUCCGGGCAGUGUUUAGGGAGUCGUUUCAUUCUCGCCUGCCAGCCAUUUUGUUCCUCCGCUGCUGCGUCUGGGACUCUGAAUGCCCAGAAGUUAGCGGAGAAACUCCGAUCCCAGAAACAGGAACAAAAGACGAAGACGCAACCGGUGCCCACAAACCCUGUUCAGCGGAGAGUGCAGGAACUCGUGCGGUUCACACAGCAGCUGCAGCGAGUCCACCCCAACGUGCUUGCCAAGGCACUGAGCCGAGGGAUUGUGCACCAAGACAAGGAUCUCGUGGUCAUCAAUAAACCCUACGGUCUCCCCGUGCAUGGUGGCCCUGGGGUCCAGCUCUGCAUCAGCGAUGUAUUGCCUAUCCUGGCAAAAAUGCUUCGUGGCCACAAGGCAGAGCCAUUGCAUCUGUGCCACCGGCUGGACAAGGAAACCACAGGUGUAAUGGUGUUGGCAUGGGAGAAGGAAAUGGCACAUCAAGUUCAAGAGUUGUUUAGAACCCGUCAGGUGGUAAAGAAGUACUGGGCCAUCGCUGUGCGUGUCCCGGUGCCCUCAGCAGGAGUUGUGGAUAUCCCCAUCGUUGAGAAGGAGGUGCAAGGCCCGCAGCAGCACUACAAGAUGACGCUGUCCCCAGGCUACCGCAUGGACAAUGGGAAGAUGGUGAGAGCACGAACGAGCCGCAACGCGCAUGUAGCUGUGACUCAAUACCAGGUGCUAAGCAGCACUCUGUCCUCCGCCCUCUUAGAGCUCCAGCCAAUUACCGGCAUAAAACAUCAGCUUCGAGUUCACCUGUCUUUUGGAUUGGAUUGCCCAAUCCUUGGUGAUCACAAGUACUCAGACUGGAAUAAGCUGGCCCCCCAGAAGCUGUCUGUCGGUACCCUGAAGAAGCUGGGGCUGAAACAGGCGAAGGCCCGCCACAUCCCCCUUCACCUGCAUGCCCGCCAGCUGGUCCUGCCAGCCCUGGGGUCCAGGAAGGAGGAACUCAACUUGGUCUGCAAGCCUCCUCGCUACUUUCUGUGCUCCCUGAGACGUCUGGACUUACGGAUGCCAAGUCAGGAUCAAAGUGGGGACGAUGAAGCUGGACGUCUAAGAGCACAGUGAAGACCCUUGGGCAGUUUGGCCCCUGAAUUCUUCACUGUUUAGUGGACUCUGCUAGCUUCUCGUCGGAGACAGACUCCAGAAGGGUCAGGUGCUAUAAGUGGAAGAAACCCAGCUGCUUCUGGGCUUUUACUGGACACUGAAUAUUUACCAAUGCUCUGGCCAUUCUCUGGAAGAGCUUGCGGGAAGUCUCCCUGCCAAGAUAGAAGAGAGCCCGGGACCGGGCCGAUUGGGUCAAUGAUCGGAAAAGGAGAACUACGGCACGGAAUCUGUGCUCAGAAACUGGUUACGUCCAACAAUAAAGUUCUUGAUCUAUCGGGAAGGUUCCUGUGUUUGGAAAGAGCAUAUAAUGGUUCUCUAACUGAUAGAUUCAGAAGCAGUGAGUUACUGUCCUCAUGGACAAAUGGAGCAGAACCUUUCUGCUCCAUUUGCUUAGUCUUGCAUUUUGUAGGCCCGUGUCCUAGAAUGCAGGGCGCUCUGCUGCUGGAGCCCAGGAGCUUUGCUGCAGGAGUGACUGGAGCCUGCGAAGGGGUGUUUGAUAAGCAAGAAAAGCAGAUGUAAAUGGCAGGCGAGGUGUGAGGCCCCGGUGGGGAGCACACGCACCAUCCAGAGAGGGCAAGUGUUAGCUCCAGCUGGGUGUUGCAAUGUGGAAACAGAUUUUCUAAUUUUUUCCAAGAAACCCGAUACACUUGACCCUUGAACAGCAUUGAGGGGUUUGGGGGCACCGGCCUCCCCCCUGCUCUGCUGCACAGUAAAAAAUUCACGCAUAACUUUUGAUUCCCCAAAAACUUUACUGAUAGCCUACAGUGGACCAGAAGCCUCACUGGUAACAGUGGAUUAACACAUAUUUUGCAUGUUGUAUGUAUUCUAUACUGUAUUCUUUACAAUAAAGAGAGAAAAAAAUGUUA
Panthera uncia (snow leopard) is the source of this 2064-nucleotide messenger RNA. It is a transcript of the gene RPUSD4, whose product is annotated as RNA pseudouridine synthase D4. The record is from RefSeq and is a predicted model, not a curated record. The coding region runs from base 26 to 1159 and encodes 377 amino acids. The transcript has 7 exons. NCBI's taxonomy places the organism in Eukaryota, Metazoa, Chordata, Mammalia, Carnivora, Felidae. Gene Ontology annotation, molecular function: pseudouridine synthase activity; RNA binding. Gene Ontology annotation, biological process: pseudouridine synthesis.